Daldinia caldariorum is the source of this 3019-nucleotide messenger RNA. RefSeq names its product SPX-domain-containing protein. The record is from RefSeq and is a predicted model, not a curated record. Gene Ontology annotation, biological process: vacuole fusion, non-autophagic; vacuolar transport; microautophagy. The transcript has 4 exons. The coding region runs from base 116 to 2497 and encodes 793 amino acids. Gene Ontology annotation, cellular component: vacuolar transporter chaperone complex; fungal-type vacuole membrane. NCBI's taxonomy places the organism in Eukaryota, Fungi, Ascomycota, Sordariomycetes, Xylariales, Hypoxylaceae.
UUUUUUCUAUCCUGACUAUUUCUUAUUUUACUUGGCUACAAGAAAGAUUACCUGGCGUUCGACUCGAUACUCUGAUACUAAAGAGAGGUGGCGCGCGCGUCCAGGUCUAAUCGUCAUGAAAUUCGGCGAGCAGUUGCGAUCUAGCAUUAUUCGCGAGUACCAAUGGUAUUAUAUCGACUACGAUGGACUGAAGGAGGAGUUGAAGAAGGCCUCCGGGCCGAUUGUCGAAGCCGAUGAAAGCUCACCGGGAUCUGGAAGCAGGAAGGGUAAAGCCAAAGCUAAGAGCCAGCAGAAAAAUAGAUGGACAGAAGAGGAUGAGCACAGGUUUAUUAGCAGGCUAUACGCGGAGCUCGAUAAAGUCUACACCAAGACCAAAGUCAAGCAGUCGGAAAUUCAACGUCGUAUAGCGGUCAGCGAGCGGGAGGUGAAGGAGGUCGUCGCUAAGGUUAACGAGCGAGGCUUAACAGAACAAGGGCCAUCCGAAGAGGAAUUCAUAUUACUUGAGCAAGACCUAAGCGAUAUUAUCGCUGACGUCCACGAUCUUGCCAAAUAUGUUCAACUGAACUAUACGGGGUUCUAUAAGAUAAUCAAGAAACACGACAAAAUGACAAACUGGCUCCUCCGACCCUCGUUCGAUGCUGCGCUCAAGAACAAACCCUUUUAUAAUGAGGAUUUCGACGCCGAAGUAGUGAAACUCUCUAACAUGUAUAACAUUGUUAGGACGCGUGGCAAUCCCGUAACAGGUGACAGCUCUGCUGGCGGCACUCAAGGUAGCUUCGUCCGCCAAACGACUAAAUAUUGGGUGCACCCAGAUAAUGUCACCGAACUAAAGCUCAUUAUCCUGAAGCAUCUGCCCGUGCUUGUCUUCAAUGCUAGCAAGGAAUUCGAACCGCAGGAUUCUGCCAUUUCUUCUAUUUAUUUCGACAACCCGGAGAGAUGGGACCUGUAUGAGGGUAGGCUAAAGAAGACUGAGGGUGCUGAAGCUAUCCGUCUUAGAUGGUAUGGCGGCAUGCAGACUGAUACCAUCUUCGUGGAACGUAAGACACAUCGCGAAGACUGGACAGGAGAAAAGUCUGUCAAAGCUCGCUUCUCUAUGAAGGAGAAGAAUGUAAACGCAUAUUUGAAGGGAGACCUACUACCGGCGGCACUCUUCGAAAAAGCUCGAAAGGAUGGCAAGAAAUCCGAAAAGGCAAUUGCCGAGGACGAGACUCUAGCAAGGGAGAUCCAAUACUCGGUUUUGAAGAACGGAUAUAAACCGGUUUGCAGGUCGUUUUAUAACCGAACUGCGUUCCAACUGCCAGCUGAUGCUCGAGUCCGAAUUUCACUUGAUACUGAACUUGCAAUGAUACGAGAAGACAACCUAGAUGGAGUUCCACGAUCUGGAGAUAAUUGGAGGCGAAUGGACAUUGGGAUUGACUAUCCCUUCUCACAGCUGCCUCCUGGAGAUAUCGUGCGUUUCCCUUACGCCGUCCUAGAAGUCAAACUCCAAACCCAGUACGGACAAGAACCUCCAGAGUGGGUUCGUCAACUUAUCUCAAGUCACCUUGUGGAAGCUGUUCCCAAGUUUUCCAAGUUCAUCCAUGGGGUGGCCUCGUUGUUCCCCGAUCGAAUUAACCUCCUACCUUAUUGGAUGCCUCAGAUGGAUGUGGAUAUUCGCAAACCGGUAACCCAUAACUUUGGCAUCCACCGGCCAAUGCAUUCUCAUACCAGUGGUACGACUUCAGAUGAUGACGAUGACGAUGACGACCUCGACUCGGAUGCUGAAGACACCACCGACACCGGAUCUGCAGACCCUUCAGGUCAAAGGAACAUAUUGUCGAGUGGUUCUCCAGCUCUCGCAUUAGGGGACGUUGAAGGGCAAACAGUAGAGGGCACAGUUGCUAACCAAGAUUAUCCCCUGUAUGACUCCGAUGAUGAGGUAGACGAGGAGGAUGCACUGGAGGAAGCAAGGAGAGUUGGCGGCUGGACCUACUAUUCAGCUCUGGCUAAGAAGUACGCGGGCGUAGCAGGUCGGGGGGCAUGGUCGGUCAUAACGGCUAUUACACCACGACCCCGAGCUUCAACCGUGCCUCGCAGCAACCGAACGCAAAUGUUCUUCGGUGACCAGGAUGUCCAGGUCAAGAAGUUCAGAGCCCCGAAGGGCAAGAAGAUUUACGUGCCUGUCAGAGUCGAGCCUAAGGUCUACUUCGCGGCGGAAAGGACCUAUCUUAGUUGGCUCGAGUUCUCGAUUUACAUCGGUACCAUCGCCGUUACGCUACUUAACUUCGGCACCAAACCCACCAAGCUUUCGUUCAUCGUGUCCGGACUCUUUACCUUUCUGGCUAUCCUUUCUAUCUGCUACUCCGUUGGUAUCUACCUGUACCGGAGCAAGGGAAUCCGUGAGCGCAGGGUCAUCAAGUACUAUGACAGAUGGGGCCCGAGUAUCUUAUGCACUGCCCUCUUUGUGGGCGUAGUACUGAACUUUGCGUUUGAAGGUAGGGAAAGGGCGCUGUGGUAAAUUUGGAUUAGGUAUCUAGCCUUACCUGGGUAAUCUAUCUGCUUAUGGCUCUUAUUAGGAAUCUUACACUAUCUAGGCUUUCUUGGGUAAAGUCGUAUUAGGCGAAAGGGAUGGUAAAAUGAUGUUGAGACAUAGAUGUUCAUGUAGAAUGUCAUGUAACGUGCCUUAUAUGACUGCAUAUGGGAUUAGUUCGAACUAGGGUUUAUGAUGGGAAGGUGAGGGAGCAAGCUGCUGAACAUGGGGGGAAGACGAGAGUGAAAUUGGUAGUUCAUCUAAUACCUACCUAGGUAUCUAGCGUACCUGAUAGGUAGCCGACACAAGAAUUAGUUUGUAAGCAUUAAAAGCAUUAAAAACAAUUGUAUAGAAGAGAUUUAUAUAUAUGCCUUAGGUUAGGUACCUACCUGGAUAUAAAUAAGGAAACUAAAAUACUGUAGCGGGUAGCUUUAAUACUAGGUACUCUACCUAUUCCCUUGCAUACCUACCUACCUAGGUAGUGAAUUAACGUACUGUUGAUAGUUGUCU